Messenger RNA from Amoebophrya sp. A25, 209 nucleotides. NCBI's taxonomy places the organism in Eukaryota, Dinophyceae, Syndiniales, Amoebophryaceae. The record is from the annotation of a GenBank genome assembly.
AAGCCAGCGGGAGUCUCUGGUCCACAUGGCAGCGUGCUGCAAGAUCUCGGAUCGCAUAGCUCGAAAGGCUCUAUCAGGUGAGGAGGGGCGCGAAGGACGAGUUAGAGACCAUAUGCUUCCGGCGUGUGCCCAGAGGCAACGGGAGCAGCGAACAUCUGCUUUGCGACACGCAGCACUUCUUUUUUAUCAGUAUUCGGUAGAGGAGGCAC